AUGGGUGGCUUUCGCGCUGUCGAAGAUCGUCCUACGCCUAAGGAGGUGUACAACUGGCGACUAUACACCGAAGCUGCUAUCAUUGCUACAGGAUCGCUUCUGUUUGGCUACGAUUCUGCCUUUGUAGGCACCACAAUUGCCCGCGAUAGCUUCAAGCGCGACUUUAACAUCCAACCAAACGAGUCGGCUGAUAUCUCGAGUAACAUCACCGCCACCUUCCAAGCUGGUGCCUUUUUCGGCGCUAUCAUUUGCUUCCUAAUCACGGAGAAAAUUGGUCGCAAGUGGGCUCUUCAAGUCAAUGUCGUUGUCUUUCUCAUCGGCGCCAUAUUGAUGACGGCCGCUACCCAUCAAUUGUCUUAUAUCUACGCCGGUCGUGCCCUCACAGGAAUCGCAUGUGGUGCCAUCACCGCCACAGUCCCCAGCUACAUCGCCGAGCUCUCCAUCGUUUCCAUCCGCGGUAUCCUGACCGGUCUUUUCGAAGUAACCUACCAAACCGGCUCUUUGAUCGGAUUCUGGAUCAACUAUGGCAUCAACCAGAACAUGGACCCCUCCUCUACGGCGGCAUGGCGUGUCCCCAUGGCAGUUCAGAUCAUCCCCGCUGCUAUUCUGUUGGUUGGCGGUUUCUUCCUCCACGAGAGUCCUUUGUGGUUGAUGCGCAAGAAUCGUGAGGAGGAGGCGACACAGGCUCUUGAAAGUCUUCGCCAGAUCCCUCGCGAUCACAAGUAUCUCCAGGAGGACCUUGAUAUGAUCAGAAAUCGUCUUGCUGAUGAGGCUCGAGUUGCUAGUCGGUUUGGAACAGGCCCUUGGGCUCUUUUCCGAGGUGCUGUCUCUGAACUCACUCGCAAGGGAAUGCGAAACCGUGUUAUCCUUGUGUUCUGCUCUUUCGCUCUGCAGAAUAUGUCUGGUGCUGCUGCUAUUAACUACUACUCCCCUACUCUGUUCGGCUCUCUUGGUAUCAAGGAUGUUGCGCUGUACACUGGCGUUUACGGCCUUGUCAAGGCGGUCGCAUCUAUCAUCUUUUACGGUGCACUCAUCGACAUGUGGGGACGACGAAACCCUACCAUCAUCUCAUCCGCCAUGUGUUCAGUUUGUCUCUGGAUCGUCGGUGCCUAUGUCAAGAUUGGACAUCCUGCUACCAUUAUUGCCGAGGGCAAGGAUCUUUCUCCGUCGACAGCUGCUGGUGGUAAGGCUGCGACAGCUAUGAUCAUGAUCUACUCUGUUUUCUGGUCUUUCGGUCUGAACGGUAUUCCCUGGAUCGUCUCGGCAGAGAUUUUCCCUGGUGCCCUCCGUACAUUGACAGGCACAUAUGCGGCUUGCGUUCAAUGGCUCACUCAAUUUGCCAUCACCAAGGCCCUGCCUUAUAUCUUCAAGUCUUUCGGGUACGGAACCUGGUUCUUCUUCGCAUGCUGGAUGAUCACCGCCACCGUGUGGGCCUUCUUCUUCCUCCCUGAGACCAAGGGAAAGACCCUCGACGAGAUGGAUAUCAUGUUUGGAUAUGUCCACGAUCGGGCCCCAAGUCAGCAUGACGAUAUGGCGAAGACUGGAGCACAGGCAUCAGUGAUCGAGCACAAGGAAGACAAUGUUUAA
This is a messenger RNA of Fusarium sp. VM40, 1587 nucleotides long. Lineage: Eukaryota; Fungi; Ascomycota; Sordariomycetes; Hypocreales; Nectriaceae. The record is from the annotation of a GenBank genome assembly.